AUGUUCCAAUCAGAGCAGAGAGCGUUCGAGGGGGCUGAAUAAAACACUUCUUGGGUGGCACUAUUGUAGUGUGGUGUGCAGAAGACGAGCUGGAGGGUCUUACAGAAACAGCAGCGCACAGGUUCUCUGGGUUUCGCUGGUUGUCAUCUGGUUCUACAGGUUUAGCUGCUGCCCUCCGUGUGAGCCUGUAGGCCGCCGAGCUGCUUCACUAUGAGGUCCAUCAGCGCCGCGGUGAUGCUGCUGCUGCUAACGGUCCAGCUGCUCUGUUUCAGACAGAUUACAGCCGACCAGGAGUCUGGGACGGUCAUUCCCGCAGAGAGCCGGCCCUGCGUGGACUGCCAUGCGUUUGAGUUCAUGCAGCGAGCACUGCAGGAUCUGAAGAAGACGGCUUUUAACCUGGACUCACGGACGGAGAGCCUGGUGCUGAGAGCUGAGAGGAGGGCGCUGUGUGACUGCAUGCCAGUCAGCACCUUAAACUGAAGUGCUUCAGCAUCCAUUACAGCACUGCUAGAAAGCUUUCAGACCAUUACACCGUCCUCUUCUAUACUUAUCCACUUGCGCACUUUCUUUUCCUCUGUGAUCUGAGCAACCUCUCGGUUUUGCAUUCUUACUACAGAACACAACACGAGCAUUUCAAGAAUGUGCUGAUACGCGUGAGCCAGUACUGUCCCAGUGAGUCAUAUUAGAGUUUUAGCUUACAUUUUACAGAUUUUAUAAUUAAUGUUGUGGUUAUGUGUUUAAUGUGGAUGGUCAGAUGUUUUUGUUUUCUGAUAAGAUGCUUCCCAAUCUUAUGGAAAAAACACAACCCACAGCAGAUUGUUUGCACAGUAGAAUCGUUUAGUUUCGCCACUCUGUUUUACGCCUUUUUUCAGCAAAAUGAAAAUGAUACAGAUGACCAAUAUUAGAUAUGCACCAGAUAAUUUUAAUGUAUUUUCAUGUAGAGAGUCUGUAGAGAUGGAUUAAUUUGUAAUACAAUGUGACGUACUGGAAUGGCCUUGUUUUUAGUUUGCUGUGCAUAGAUAAUUGAUAUGGCAUUGAUAUGAACCUGCAUGAAGAAUGAUUACACUCUAGUUUAGCUGUUUUAUAUGGAGAUGUUCUGUCUGUCGUCAGGCUGUACCAGGUCUAAUAUUUUGCAGUCGUUAGUUAAAUGUAAUACAGGUAAUGCUGAUCUGUCACAAAGCAUUAGAUCACCGAAUGUAGCUGCUAUUAUCGAUGGUUUAGAACAUCUGUUUUGUUGUAUUGUUGCUGCCUUUUGUAAUUUGUAAAGAAUUUUCAUUUAUAACACCAGUGGAAUUAAAGUUCAUGAGAGCACUGUACACGUG
Molecule: messenger RNA, 1322 nt
Organism: Pygocentrus nattereri (red-bellied piranha)
Lineage: Eukaryota; Metazoa; Chordata; Actinopteri; Characiformes; Serrasalmidae
Gene: nicol1
Product: chromosome 2 C4orf48 homolog
Exons: 4
Coding region: 211-480 (89 amino acids)
Source: RefSeq, a predicted model, not a curated record